Messenger RNA from Castor canadensis (American beaver), 1868 nucleotides. RefSeq names its product G-patch domain and ankyrin repeats 1 (gene Gpank1). Gene Ontology annotation, molecular function: protein binding; nucleic acid binding. The record is from RefSeq and is a predicted model, not a curated record. Lineage: Eukaryota; Metazoa; Chordata; Mammalia; Rodentia; Castoridae.
CUGAGCUGAGCUGAGCUGAACUGAACUGAGCGACGUGAGAACUGGGACAGCCCGGUGCGCUAACCUGAGGUGGCGCCAGCCAUUCUGCUGUUCGUCCCUUUGCACUUCUCCAUUUCUGCUUAGUGCUUGAAUGGAGCGUUCUGAACCCUGGUCAGAGUGAUGGUGAGAGGCACCGUGACGUUACUUCAUUUCACAGCUUCUCGGCAUUCCACAGGUUUCCCUCUACCUGUUCCAGGGACUCUCAACCCGGAGAGUGGCUUCCCAGCUCCAGAAAUUGAGCUUGGAGCCGGGGGCCACAUCGAGGGCGGCGAAAGGCAUUGUGGGGCGUUAUGUAAAAGGAGGACCCCAACCGACAGAUGCCCAUGGGUCCUCGCGCUACCUGGGGACGAGAUGCUUUGCGCGUAUACUUGUAAAGACUCCCAGGCGGGAAACUGAACCUUGUGGGUGUUUUUGUUGUUGUCUUGCCACGCAUGCGUCUUCGUGCCUUGUGACUAAUUGUCCUACCCUUUAGCAAAGCGCCAUUUUGCCGUACGGAAGCCACAAAGUAAUACCGCAGUUUUCCUGGAUAAUGUCAUGUCUGUUUUUGUUUGGGAAGAAGAUACCUCGAAAUACGAUCGAGGAAGAUUUAAAAGGCCGGGCUGAUGUUUCUUAAUGUUCUCCCCAAAGCCAUGUCCAAGCCAUCUCUUAUCGCGUUCACCCCAGCCACUGACCCCAGUGACCUCUGGAAGGACGGGCAGCAGCAGUUACAGUCUGAGGAGCCAGAGCCCACUUUGGAUGGGGCCGCAGCCCGGGCUUUCUAUGAGGCCCUGAUUGCAGAUGAAAGCAGUGCCUCUGAGCCCCAGAGAUCUUCACCUGAGUCUGUCCAAGAGAGAAAGAGGAAAAAAAGAAGAAUGCUGAGGCAGGCUACACCAGAAGGCGUGGCAGCAGAAGUAUCAGGAAGACCAGGACAAGGGAGAUUCCUUGGGGCUGAGGACAAGAUGACCCAGUGGAUACUGAAAGCAGCUCAGGAGGGGGACCUGGCAGAACUUCGAAGGCUGUUGGAGCCACGAGAGGCAGGGGGAGCUGGAGGGAAUAUCAAUGCCCGGGAUGCCUUCUGGUGGACUCCUUUGAUGUGCGCUGCCAGAGCAGGCCAGAGGGCUGCUGUGCACUAUCUCCUGGGCCGAGGGGCUGCCUGGGUGGGGGUCUGUGAGCUAGGUGGCAAGGAUGCUGCUCAGCUGGCUGAAGAAGCAGGCUUCCCUGAAGUGGCCCGCAUGGUUAGGGAGAGCCAUGGAGAGACAAGGAGCCCAGAGAACCGGUCCCCUUUGCCCUCUCCCCAGUACUGUGAGACUUGUAGUGCCUACUUUGAAGACUCCAACCACCACACAUCUACUGCUCACCUGCUGUCAUUGUCCAGGGGUCCCAGGCCCCCCAAUCUUCCUCUUGGGGUGCCUACCUCUAGCCCUGGCUUCCAGCUGCUGCUGAGGGGGGGCUGGGAGCCAGGAAAGGGACUGGGACCCCGGGGUGAAGGCCGUGCCAACCCUAUCCCCACUGUCCUCAAGAGGGACCAAGAAGGGUUAGGCUACAGAUCAGCACCCCAGCCUCGAGUCACACACUUCCCAGCUAGGGAUACUCGGGCUGUGUCUGGGAAAGAGAGAGCCCCUCGGGGGGCUACACUAUGCCGGAGGGAGAACAGAAGGCAAGAGGAGAAGGACAGGGCCUGGGAGCGAAAUCUAAGGAUGUACAUGAACUUUGAAUUCUGACUGAUGUCUGAUCUGGAACCUCUGACUUGGACACUUUGACUUUUAAUUUCUGGGAACUGCAAACCCUCAGGUUUUGGUCGUUGGGCUCUGUUUUUGGGGGAAGAGGGACUGAGUAGAGGAAUAAAUCAA